UCUCUGUGAAUUGGCCUUUCGAAUUUAGAUGAAGAAGAUGAUUUUCUUUAAAAAAAAAUGGCUAAUGCAGGCCAUUAAGGAGACCAACUCUUUGUAAAUUAUUCCCCAAAGCAUGAUCUCCACCUCCCCUUCUAAAUGUUUAUAAUGCCAUGGUGAUUCACCACAAGGCCUAAGAAUCGAAUUGAAUCGAAUCGUCGGCAGUGUGAAGUUGAGUAGUAGCUAGCUCGGCAUGGCAGGCUUUGGCUCUCCUUGUGGUGCAUGCAAGUUCUUGAGGAGGAAGUGUGUGAGAGGAUGUGUGUUUGCUCCCUACUUCUGCCAUGAGCAGGGGGCUGCACAUUUUGCAGCCAUUCACAAAGUCUUCGGGGCGAGCAAUGUCUCGAAGCUCCUCCUCCACCUCCCGGUUUCCCACAGGUCUGAGGCUGCCCUCACCAUUGCCUAUGAAGCUCAAGCCAGGCUGCACGAUCCUAUUUACGGUUGUGUGGCACACAUCUUUGCAUUGCAACAGCAAGUUGUGACUUUGGAAGCUCAAAUUGCUUCAUUAAAAGCUCAAACAUCAAGGCUCGAGGAAGAGGAGUCAAGUAACAAGUUCCUGCAGUAUGAAAUAGGCGAGGACUAUUUCUUGCCCCGCGAAGUGAGCAUGACCCAAUCUUCAGUUUCAGAUGCCAAUAUGAACCCUGAAGUGAUGUUGUUGUACCAUGACAAUGGCCUUCUCGAUUCGAAUACUUUACGACCUUCUCAGCAUUCGUAUAUGAGACACACUGAUCAGUCCUCAUUCACCAUGGAUGACAAUUCGUCGUGUGCCAUGACCUCACUUGACCUUCAAGCAAAUGCAAUGAGAUCGACAUAUCAUGAUAUGGAUGACCUUCACUCAGUGGCAUUUGGUCAUCUUAAUUGUGCAUGAGAAACUUAUAAGAAGAAUGAUUUCUUGGUCAAAUAUGACAACCGAUUAGGCUUGUCGGUGUAUGAUAAAUGAAACGAUAAAGCUGAAUUGAAUCGAACUUAUUCAGGAUAUA
Messenger RNA from Zingiber officinale, 1013 nucleotides. Its product is annotated as LOB domain-containing protein 14-like. Gene Ontology annotation, cellular component: nucleus. Gene Ontology annotation, biological process: positive regulation of DNA-templated transcription; hormone-mediated signaling pathway. Lineage: Eukaryota; Viridiplantae; Streptophyta; Magnoliopsida; Zingiberales; Zingiberaceae. The transcript is spliced from 2 exons. The record is from RefSeq and is a predicted model, not a curated record. Bases 230 to 901 code for a protein of 223 amino acids.